Molecule: messenger RNA, 1506 nt
Organism: Macrobrachium nipponense
Lineage: Eukaryota; Metazoa; Arthropoda; Malacostraca; Decapoda; Palaemonidae
Exons: 2
Coding region: 68-1168 (366 amino acids)
Cellular component (GO): extracellular region
Molecular function (GO): chitin binding
Source: RefSeq, a predicted model, not a curated record
CGUCAACAACGUAGUAGCAUCUCGGCUUUCCACUUGGUCUAAUCCCAUCUGCUCCUCGAAGACAAAAAUGAAAAUCCUAUUUUUCCUAGCAUUUCUGGGGAUUGUAAUCGCCGACAAUAUCCCAACCACCAACUAUGGAGUACCAAAUGAAAGUACCUUGCCUGAGCCUAAUGGAAAUGAAGAAGGAGCUGCUAUUGAACCCAUAGGCAACGGUCACACUACUCAAGAUCAUGGUAACGGAGACAACCCUGUAGACUUCAAUGUCCAUGUUGGUUCAACGGCAACAACCAGCAAAGAUCGCAACGCCACACAGGACAAUGGAUUUAUCAAUGGACCUGAAAGUAACGGAGAUGGCUUCAUCGCUACUAAUGGAGUUCUACAAAAUGGUAACGGCGCUGUACCAAGCAACGUUAACGAAGUUCUCCCCAAUGGAUAUGGGGUGGAUCCACAGACAGCAGCCCUACACGAAAAUAUUCCAGGCAGUGGUGUCCCUGGAAAAGACUACCCGGUUUUAGCCUCGGUUCCAGACACUGGCUUCUCCUGUGAUGCCCAGAAUGUGCCUGGCUACUAUGCCGACAGUGCCCCUGAGGUUGAAUGCCAAGUUUUCCACGUCUGCCAGGAUCGACCCGAUGGCCGCCGGCAACAAGACUCUUUCCUCUGCCCCAACGGCACCGUCUUCAACCAACAAUAUCUCGUGUGUGACUGGUGGUUCAACUUUGACUGCGCAACUGCUGAAGACUUUUAUUCAGUUAAUGAACUCCUCGACGAAGUGAUCAAUGUUGUAUACAAUUACGCCAAUGGAAAUGGUAAUGGGAAUAAUGACAAGGACACUGACGGUCACAUUACCAGUGGAAACGGAAAUGGUAACGGCCCUUCUGGCUAUAGUGCCAACAACAAUGUCAACGAGAAUGGCAGUAACAAUGACAUUGAAAACAGUGAUGAUGGUAAUAAUGGCGGUGGAAGCGAACAAGACCAAGAAAAUGGCAAUGAAUCUGACAGCUAUGGCUCUCAUGGAAAUGAAGCUAGAAAUAGCAUUACCAAUGAGGAUAAUGGAGACGAAACCAAUGAUUCUGUUUCUAACAGCGAUGGAAGUAAAGAGGCCGGUGUAACUUCCACCGAAAACGGCGAAUCAGCUGUUCCUUCGUAUUCCUACAGUGUUCCUCUCUAAAGCCCUAUGUUUCAGAACUAUCUAUUAUAAUAAUAUUCUUUAUGAUGGCCGGAAACUUACAGUGGCGUGAACAAAACAAGACACAUCUUAGAGUAAAGAUUAUAUUUUCUAACAUAUAUUACACAAUAAAUGCUCACUCACCAACUAAAAAACAUUGUAUAUAGGCAAUAUUAAUAUUUUUUCAAUAAAAUACCCGGAAAGUUACAGUGACGUGAACAAAAGAAGACACCUCUUAAAAUAAAGACAAUAUUUUUUAACAAACAUUAUACAAUAAAUGCUCACUCACCAACUAGAAAACAUUGUAUAUAGGCAAUAUUGAUAUUUUUUCAAUAAAAUAC